UUUGCAUAAGCACCCGUCUCGCGGCUGUGAUUGGGCGCUCGCGCGGCUUCAUCUGCAUCUCGCUCUCAUUGUAUGGAGGACGCCAGACUGUGUUUGGUUCUGCAUCUGGACGCCCCGCCCGGCUCCAUCCUUCAAGAAGCGGAGCGGCUUGUCGCCGUUCAAAGGUGGAGGGAACAAAAACACGCGGAGGGACGCUCGCGGCUGGGCGCGCGGCGGUAUCGUUAGAACGCUGAAGAAUAAAGAAAGUAUUCACACAGAAAAGAGCGUUGCCGGGCAGACUCGGUUCACAUCAGCAAGUUUCAUCAUUCUUGCUUGAAGGGAUGAAGCCGGAUGGGGUUACCAUGGAAACCGCAGAGCCUGCGGAAGUCACUGCAGCGUCCGAGCCAUCGUCGACGCAAGAAAACGUAGUUGAACAAGUCCCGUCCCAACUUGGGGCGCCAUCGGCAAACAGUGCACCGCACCAGGCUGCUCCAAAGACCAACGGCAAGCCGGUGACGGUCGACCCCAAAGUAAAAACCAAAACAUCUGGAAGCAGGACACAGUCUGCAGCCUCUGCAGGGGUUUCUGGAUCCAAUCCUAGACCAGGAACUAACUCACACCGUCCAGUCAAAGAUGUCAAACCUGCCGUACCGCCAGGCAAAAAACCUGCGGUGACGACUGCAUCAAAAACAACCGCUGCAGUUGUGCCUAAGAAACACGUGGGUGUAGCGGCAGUAUCCGCCCCCAGUAGGAACCCAACGCGAGCGCCUAUAGGAGCUGUUCGGCCUUCUGCUCCAACGGUACCAAACGGUGCCAAACCUGCAAACGUUAAUGGCACUUCAGGGAAAAAAACAGCAGCCAACUCGGCUAAUGGAGCUAAACCCAAAACUGCAGCUGCCCCUGCUCGGACACUGACUUCCACCUCUCCAAAACCUGGACCUUCAGCAACCACUAAGCCAGUUGGUGCUGCAGCUUCAAAAACCACGAGGACUGCAUCAGGUGUGUCUGCACCUCGAGCAUCCAAACCCACAGUAACCACAGCAAAGACUGCUGCUACCGCCACCACUGCUGGAAAACCAGCUGUUUCUAAAACCGCAGCAGCACCCCCUGCUGGCAGGACCACAGGAACACAGCCUGCUAAAGCUGCUGCUGCUAAGAAAGAUGUUGGUCGGCCACCUGCGGCUCCUGCAGCCAAGAAACCAGCAGGAGCUUCAGCGCUUCCUGCUGCCAAGAAGCAGGAAGCUUCUAAACCUGCAGCCGCGUCCAAGACCAGCGCCGUCCCCAAAGCGUCGACCGCAGCCAAAGCGGCAGAAGCCAAGUCCAAACCGCCUCCACCUGCAAAGCCCGCCGCCACAAAGAAACCUGCAGCUGCUGGGCGCUUCCCUCCGGCGAACAAGCCCCUCCUUUCUCAAACCCCUCCUGUUUCUCCAGCCAGCAAACCUGCAAAAAGUAGCACCCCCAAGGGGAAGGGCGGAGCGAAGCCCGUUCAGUCGGUGGCGCCUUUCAGCGCCACGAAGACGGCCCUCGCUGCCGUGUCUGCUCCUGCUGCACCAGAGCCUCCCAGCACCUCAGCCGCCGCUGCUAAUGACCCUGCAGCCGCCACUGAUGAACCUGCAGCCGCCGCCGCUGAUGAACCUGCAGCCGCUGCCACGGCGCCCUCGCCGCAGGAACCUCCCCAGACUGUGUCAUCAGAGGAGGCCCCCACCCUCCAGUCAGCCGCUCCUGCCUUACCGACGCCAGAGCAGAGCGCUUCUGUAGCCACGGAGCCCCCACCUGACCUGCAUGUCAUCGACAAAGCCCCGCCCACCUCUUCCUGCCCCCCUCCAGCACCGAGCGCCGUCACCCAGACGGCUCCUGCUGCCAAUCUGAAUGAAGAGGAGGAAGAGGAGGAGAAGGAGGGCAGCCAGCUGGUGUCUGUGUCUGAAAUGAGCGGGACCACGCAGCCCACCGAGGAGUCCCGCCCCGGCUCCGGCGGACCUGUGGGGGCGUCGGCCUGGAGAGCGGGUGGCGCCCUUCUGUCGGAGCUGGACUCUGAAGACGUGAGCGGCAGCCAGCAGGGGGCGUCGGAGCUGAGCGCCCCCGGUGUCCUGGAGGGAACGGAGAGCAUGGACGACCUGGGCGACGGCAGCCUGAAAGGCGCCAUGGACAUGGAAGGAGCCUCGGCGGGGUCACCGGACUUUGAGAAGGUCCCCGACAUACCGGUCAUCGACUUCGACGAGGACGAGGACGACAGCGACCGCGUGUGUGACAUGGACGUGGGCUCAGAGAAGACGGACGAACCACGGAGGCCGCGGCACGACAACGACGUGGACGAGGACGAGGAGGACGACGACGACGUGGAGAUGGCGAGCGAAGGGGUGACGGAGAGCGGGCUGGAGAGCUACGGGAACGCAGACGAGGACGACUUUGCUGAAGAUGAAAGGCUGGAUAACCUGAACAGAGAGGCUCCGCCUCCACCGCCUCCCCAGCUGCCCUCCGCCCCGGCUGCUCAGUGGGACCAACCAAACCCCUUUGCUGAUCCGUGGGCGGAGCCUCUCCGGCCCCAGCAGGUUCUGCAGCCUGCAGCGGCUGAGCCCCUGCUAGGAGACUGUGUGGCUCCGCCUCCAACCGCAGCUCAGGCGUGGUCAGACGCCGCAUCGUUUGAUCCUGAAAAACAAAAUGCUGCCAAAGCGGCAGAAAAGUGUCAGUCAGGAAAGCUGAACAACGAGUCCCGCACACCGGAAGACGACCUCGGCCGCGACGGGAAGCUCCGCCCUCCAGGUGAGCCAGCUGACGUAGAGGAAGGAGACAAGGAGGAAGAGGAGGAGCCUGAACCAGAGACUCUUCCUGCUGACGAAGUCCUGGGAGGCUCCGCGACGGCGCCCACCUCCGCCCCCUCCUCGUCCUCCACCACAGAAGACGAAGCGAGCGACACGGAGGGAGAAGCGCAGCUGGAGGACUCGCUGGUCACCGCAGCUGUGAUGAAGAUGCAGUUCGACGGCCAGCCUCUGACCCAGCGCUGCCUGUCCACGGUGGAAGAGGGGGUGGAGGCAGAGGAGUCGGUGGCCGCCGCCGAAGACGCCACUCCGCCCUCGGCCGCCUCGCUGGCGUCGUUCGGGUUCGACUCCGCGACCACGCCGUCGAACUCGAACGCCCAGUCGACCGGGGAGAGCUGCGUCCGGAGCCCCGGCAUCUUCUCGCUGGAGGAGCUCUCCGAGGAGGCCAAGGAGCCCCCCGCCGAGCAGCAGUAUAUGGAGUGCAGGAAGCAGGACGCAGACGCGGCCGAGGAGGUCUCAGCAGAAAACCCGGAUCCCCCGUCGGGCUCCCAGAACCCGGAGGAGAACCCGGAGAACACCCAGGCCCAGUAUUACUCGGCUAUCUGUGAAAAGACUGAUGACUCUGUAGCAGCUCUCCUCCCGCGGCGCCGGGAUCACGCGCCGUUCUCCAGAGCUUACUACGACAUGGUCAAGCUUCCCGACACGCCCAAACUGACGUGCGCCGACCUCCCGCCGCGGAGCCCUGCUAGGCAGGGGGCGAGCCCCCAGCUGCGCCGGCUGGAGCAGCACCAGCGGCAGCUGCUGGAGAUGCAGCACCGCCGGGAGCAGCAGAGCCGGCCGCUGGAGGAGGCCGAGCAGGAGAGGAAGAGGAGGGUGGAGGAGGAGGAGCGGCGGAAGAAGGAGGAAGCUGAGGAGGAGAUCAAGAGGAACAAGGAGGAGCAGCAGAGGAGGGAGCUGGAGCUGCAGCUGCAGCAGCAGCAGCAGGAGCUGCAGCAGCGGCAGCAGAUCAUGCAGUGGCAGCAGGAGCUGCAGCAGACCAACCAGGGUCAGGCGGCGCUCCUGUCUCCCUCCUCUGGACUCUGCACCAUCUAUGAAGCUCUGGAGAGCAGCGAGGAGGAGCAGGAGGAGGAGCAAAAACCAUCCGGACAGAGCGCUGAAAGAACGAAACCUGACCAGGAUAGAAGCUCCUCCUCUCCUCCAGACUCCACCCUUUCCUCCAGCAACCCCUCCCAGGAGGAAGACGUGUCCCCCCUCUGCCCCCCCGAGUCCCCGGACCCCCCCUCGGCUCUAGACCUGGACUGGGGGCAGAAGGUUGACAUAGUCCAGCAGCUGAUCAACCAGACGCUCCUGCUGAACGGAGACGGCUACUCCUGCUUGCUCCCUCUGCCGGGGGGGGCGGGGGGCACCCUGAGCCCCCUGGAGAGCAGCCUGUGGCCCGCCCUGCUGCCCCCCCUCACCCCGCCCUCCGCCACCGUCACCUCCGUCAGCAGCUUCUCCCCCGACGCCACGGGCAGCUCGGCACAGGGGGAGUGGACAGUGGUGGAGCUGGAGACGCACCACUGAGGACGAUGCUGCUACAGCUCCAGCUACAACUACACGUCAAACGCUCCAGUAAGAACAUCUCUCCAUGGAUGAAGGAUCCACGCCUCACAAAUGAUCGUUAAAACUUUUAAUGUGUAAAACGUGUCUACAUACAUGAGCUGAGGAUGACGGCAGGACGUCCAGGUGACCAACCUGCAGGUGACCAACCUGCAGGUGACAAACCUCCAGGUGACCAACCUCCAGCUUCAGUCGCCACAAAAACAUUCAUUUGAUGAACACGGUUUUAAAAGAAUGAAAAAUGUCCAAUUUAAACAAGAUCUUAAUCUAAAGUGGCUUAAACUCAUCAGAAAUGCAGUUGAGAUGUUUUCUUCCUGCACAUUUCUCUCAGUAUCCCAUGAUGCAUUGCUACAAACGGUUAACGGAGUUCCUGCAUCUUUUCUAAGUUUACAUCUUGCAGCCUUUUGAACAGACUGCGGAGUUCUAGUAUUGGAAGGUUUUAAUUAGUUUUUUUUUUUUUUGUCUGAUGAGUUGAGAUGAAAUAUUUCCGUUUGAAUCUGAUUCUUUAUUGAAGUUUUCCUGAAACCCA
Oryzias melastigma (Indian medaka) is the source of this 4863-nucleotide messenger RNA. RefSeq names its product protein piccolo (gene prr36a). NCBI's taxonomy places the organism in Eukaryota, Metazoa, Chordata, Actinopteri, Beloniformes, Adrianichthyidae. The transcript has 6 exons. The record is from RefSeq and is a predicted model, not a curated record. The coding region runs from base 321 to 4298 and encodes 1325 amino acids.